AUGACCACCGAGGGCGGGCCCCCGCCGCCCCCGCCGCGCCCGCCGCCUGCCCCACUCCGCCGCGCGUGCAGCCCGGCGCCCGGCGCGCUCCAGGCCGCCUUGAUGAGCCCGCCGCCCGCCACCACCCUGGAGACCACCUCGUCGUCGUCGUCAUCUUCAUCCUCUGCCUCCUGUGCCUCGUCCUCUUCCAACUCGGUCAGCGCUUCGGCGGGUGCCUGCAAGAGUGCGGCGGGGGGCGGCGGCGCGGGCUCCGGCAGCGGGGGCACCAAGAAGGCGACCUCGGGGCUGCGGCGGCCCGAGAAGCCGCCCUACUCGUACAUCGCGCUCAUCGUCAUGGCCAUCCAGAGCUCGCCCAGCAAGCGACUGACGCUCAGCGAGAUCUACCAGUUCCUGCAGGCGCGCUUUCCCUUCUUCCGUGGCGCCUACCAGGGCUGGAAGAACUCCGUGCGCCACAACCUCUCGCUCAACGAGUGCUUCAUCAAGCUGCCCAAGGGCCUCGGGCGGCCCGGUAAGGGCCACUACUGGACCAUCGACCCGGCCAGUGAGUUCAUGUUCGAGGAGGGCUCGUUCCGCCGGCGGCCCCGCGGCUUCAGGCGGAAGUGCCAGGCGCUCAAGCCCAUGUACCAUCGCGUGGUGAGCGGCUUGGGCUUCGGGGCCUCGCUGCUGCCCCAGGGCUUCGACUUCCAAGCGCCUCCUUCAGCGCCUCUGGGUUGCCAUGGCCAGGGCGGCUAUGGUGGCCUCGACAUGAUGCCCGCAGGCUAUGAUACAGGCGCCGGUGCUCCGGGCCACGCGCAUCCACAUCACCUCCACCACCACCACGUCCCCCACAUGUCGCCCAACCCGGGCUCCACCUAUAUGGCCAGCUGUCCGGUGCCCGCAGGUCCUGCGGGCGUCGGUGCAGGAGCGGGUGGCAGCGGUGGUGGCGGGGACUAUGGGCCGGACAGCAGCAGCAGCCCAGUGCCCUCAUCCCCGGCCAUGGCGAGCGCAAUAGAGUGUCACUCGCCUUACACCAGCCCUGCGGCACAUUGGAGUUCGCCUGGCGCCUCACCUUACCUCAAGCAGCCUGCUCUGACGCCAAGCAGUAACCCCGCAGCCUCUGCUGGCCUGCACCCCAGCAUGUCCUCCUACUCGCUGGAGCAGAGCUACUUGCACCAGAACGCCCGCGAGGAUCUCUCAGUGGGACUGCCUCGUUAUCAGCAUCACUCCACUCCGGUGUGUGACAGAAAAGAUUUCGUCCUCAAUUUCAAUGGCAUUUCUUCUUUCCACCCCUCCGCUAGUGGCUCGUAUUAUCACCAUCACCACCAGAGCGUGUGCCAAGAUAUUAAGCCCUGUGUUAUGUGAAUGGACAGAGCCCUUGAAGGCUGCUCUCCCUCUUCG
This is a messenger RNA of Peromyscus eremicus (cactus mouse), 1377 nucleotides long. It is a transcript of the gene Foxf2, whose product is annotated as forkhead box F2. Gene Ontology annotation, molecular function: RNA polymerase II cis-regulatory region sequence-specific DNA binding; DNA-binding transcription factor activity, RNA polymerase II-specific. Bases 1 to 1341 code for a protein of 446 amino acids. The record is from RefSeq and is a predicted model, not a curated record. Gene Ontology annotation, biological process: animal organ morphogenesis; regulation of transcription by RNA polymerase II. The transcript is spliced from 2 exons. NCBI's taxonomy places the organism in Eukaryota, Metazoa, Chordata, Mammalia, Rodentia, Cricetidae. Gene Ontology annotation, cellular component: nucleus.